AUGUCUCUAGCAUUAAAAAUAUAUUCAGUCCAUAAUCUAAUUUUUUAGACAGAUUAUGUUUAGAUUGUAUAUAAUCCAUUAACUUGGUAUUUAAAACCAAUUUGCAAAUUUAACUUAAUAUCAGAGGAAGAAACAGAACAUAAUGCUUUUAAAUAUAAACAAAGAGAUCAUUAGGAUUAUGAUUUUUAUUUGAUUAAUCAAAAUAGAGAGUUCUCACUUUAUCCAGAUUACUUAGACUUUUGA
Messenger RNA from Paramecium pentaurelia, 243 nucleotides. Lineage: Eukaryota; Ciliophora; Oligohymenophorea; Peniculida; Parameciidae. The record is from the annotation of a GenBank genome assembly.